AUGAGCGAAUCAGGACGAAGGGAAGAUGGCGGAUCAGAUCCGAAGAAAGUGGGAGAUGGGGUCGUACAACAACAACAACAACAACCGACUAAACAGCAACAGCUGGUUCUUGAUAAGGAAGACGCAGAAUACAGGCGAAGCUAUAAUAAGGAAAGGCGGGCUUCGUCGUUCACUGCCACAAACUCCCCCUGGUUUAGAAGGAACUCCUUCCUUUCCACUGCGAUGAUUGAGAAUGAGAAUUUCUCUGUAUACGAGUCACCUUCGUACUACUCGCAGAAUGCGAGCUACAAUAUCAUAUCGCUCAAGGAGUGUCAGGGGUUUAUCUUCAACCAGGAUUUGUUUGCCUCGCCCUACCAGCAGCUGAGGUCUUUGGCCAACGAGAAAAGGUACAGGGCAAGCUUCAGUCACCCCACAUCCGGUAACAGUCCUUCUCGUAGGACAAGUUCUAGAGGGAGCCUCAGCACUAAAAAUUUUGAAAAUAGCCUGUGCCAUUCAUCUCAGAACGAAUCUACUCCACCACCUGUGCCCACUGUGCAACCGCAGCGUAGACACACCUCGUACUUGGAGACCAGACCCACGUUUUUGAGCACGGCAAGGAACGAUUCGGCCAUAGUCGACGAUGAAAACGAAGUAGACGAAGAAGAAACGGAGGACGAUUACCAGAUUGACAACGACGCUAUAGACGAAGCUGUAGAUGACAUUGCCAUGGAUAUUCUCACUGAUGAGGAAGUUGAGGUGGACGAAUACGAUGAAUAUGAGGGGAUGCAAUACGGUGGAGAGUCUGCAAAUAGAGGGUAUAAAGUACAUGUAACUGAAAUUGUGGUGAACGAAAGCGAUAACAGCAUGUUCCCCACGCAAGAGUAG
Dujonia railenensis is the source of this 864-nucleotide messenger RNA. The record is from the annotation of a GenBank genome assembly. Lineage: Eukaryota; Fungi; Ascomycota; Pichiomycetes; Serinales; Debaryomycetaceae.